AUGGCUCAGCCCAGGAUCUUUGAGCCGAAGGCCGCCGAACUGGGCACCGAGUCCAAAGCCUCCGAGGCAGAGACGGAGGAGCCCACGGAGGAGGUAAGCCAAGUCGAGGUGGUGGAGGGGGAGGAAGACAGCCAUGCGAAGGUCAACAAGAUCGAGGAGGGGCCGGAGGUGGAAGACGUUGCCAGUUGCGGGUUCCUCACCGAUUGCUGGAGCGGCCAACCACGUUCGAGUGAAGCCUAA
This is a messenger RNA of Symbiodinium sp. CCMP2456, 240 nucleotides long. NCBI's taxonomy places the organism in Eukaryota, Dinophyceae, Suessiales, Symbiodiniaceae. The record is from the annotation of a GenBank genome assembly.